Messenger RNA from Argiope bruennichi, 977 nucleotides. Its product is annotated as cystatin-1-like. The record is from RefSeq and is a predicted model, not a curated record. Gene Ontology annotation, molecular function: cysteine-type endopeptidase inhibitor activity. Bases 168 to 581 code for a protein of 137 amino acids. The transcript is spliced from 3 exons. NCBI's taxonomy places the organism in Eukaryota, Metazoa, Arthropoda, Arachnida, Araneae, Araneidae.
GAAAUUACGUCAUAAUUUUGAAUGAGGUUAUAAAUUAAACUAGUUGUUCACGAUUUACUGAAUUUAUAGUUUCGCUUUCUGAACAACUACUUCUUGCAGGUGUAGUACAUUAUUUGCAGGUGUAGAAUUUGUAAAAGUAAAUAUCCCCAAGUAAAUUUCACAUCAGAAUGAAUUCCUGGAUAUUUUUUAUUGGAAUUAGCAUGAUUUUUGCUACUGCAAAUUCAAUCCCUGGAGGUUGGAGGCAAAUUACAGAUUUAAAUUCACCUGAUGUCCAAAAGAAUGCACAGAAAGCUGCGAUAAUGCUUAGCAAAAGUAUGAAUACCCCAUUUUAUUUCAAGCCGUUGAACAUCACAAAAGCGGAAUCCCAGGUUGUAUCCGGAAUGAAUUAUAGAUUUGAAAUGUCUAUUGGACCAACACAAUGCAAGAAAUCACAAAAUGUUGCUGAACAAGAAGUUAAAAAUUGCCCACUGCAAAAAUGCAAAAGCCCUCUCUACUGCAGUAUCCAAAUGUAUGUACAACCAUGGACAAACACAAACAAGAUUACACAUUCUAACUGUGAAACGGGGAAAUCCUCUUGUUAAAAGUGUUUCUCUUGUUGUUUGCAAUCAUACCUAUAUUUAAGUUAAUUAAACAUGUAUUUGCUAAUAAAUUGGUGCAAGAUAUAUAUACCAGAAAUAACAGACAUGUAUUAAUGUUCUUUAGGUCUAUCUAUAGUUGAUUCUCAUAUGUGCUUAUUCAAGAUAUACCUCUAAUGCCUUUUAUAUCUAUUAUGAUUUGCAAUAUUAAUUUUUUAUGGAAGUCUUUUUGUUAAGAUGCAGAUUUACUCUAUUUCAUAAUCGGUAUUUUUUCAGUUAUAGCUUAUAAAUCUAUUUUUAAAUUAUAAUUGAGCUUGUUCUUAGGUGAGAUCUGUUUUUUUCUUUUAUGUAUUUUAUGAAAGAUUAGCCAUUUUUUUCAAGUUAUUUAUAAUUCUGAAAUAU